CAGUCUGGGCAGGCGGCGCGCAGGGGAGGGCUGGGGGGCCGGGGAACGGCGUACGGGGUUCCGGAGACGGCCGGAUGUGGGCUGCCUUUGAGGACGGCGCGCUCCGGCCACGCGAAGCCGCCUGUGGGUCUGCCAUCCGCAAGGACCUCAGGUGAGUGGAACUGCGGAUGGCUGAGACCCGGGGGUGCACCCUGACCUCUUCACACUAAGGCCCAGGAGCCUCUGCCACCUCCCAGCUCUCGCUGCUCCGGCACCGUCAUCCCACAUCCGGCCCCGUCCUCCAUCCUCUCAUGUUCCAAGCGGACUGGCGCUUCCCACCCCCUCGGUGGUGGGCUCUGCCCCUCACAGCGGGUCCUGCUGAGAAACGGCCAUGUGGACAUCCAGCCAUCGGCGGCUCUGUCUGGCCUUCCUGCUAGUCUGUGUCCUCUCAGCUAUCUCCUUCUUCUUCCAUAUCCACCAAGACAUCUUUCGACACGGCCUAGACCUGUCUGUUCUGUGUCCAAACCGCCACCUGGAGACACCUCCAGUGGCCAUUUUCUGCCUGUCCGGUACACCGCUGGACCCCAACACCUCCUCUUCCUGUCCCCAGCUCCCUGCCUCCCUCUCAGGAACCUGGACUAUCUACCCCGACGGCCGGUUUGGUAACCAGAUGGGGCAGUAUGCCACCCUGCUUGCCCUGGCGCAGCUAAACGGCCGCCAGGCCUUCAUUCUGCCAGCCAUGCAUGCCGCGCUGGCCCCCGUGUUCCGAAUCACCCUGCCUGUGCUGUCGCCCGAAGUGGACAGUCACACGCCUUGGCAGAAUCUGCACCUACAUGACUGGAUGUCAGAGGAGUAUGCCCACUUGAAGGAUCCUUUGCUCAAGCUCUCUGGCUUCCCCUGCUCUUGGACUUUCUUCCACCAUCUCCGAGAACAGAUCCGCAGUGAAUUCACCCUGCACGACCACCUUCGAGAAGAGGCCCAGAGUUUACUGAGUCAGCUCCGCUUGGGCAGCACUGGGGACCGCCCGCGGACCUUCGUGGGCGUCCAUGUGCGCCGUGGGGACUAUCUGGAGGUUAUGCCACAUCGCUGGAAGGGUGUGGUGGGUGACCAAGCCUACCUUCAGCAGGCCAUGGACUGGUUCAGGGCACGGCAUGAAGCCCCUAUUUUUGUGGUCACUAGCAAUGGCAUGGAGUGGUGCCGGAAAAACAUUGACACCUCUCAGGGUGAUGUGAUCUUUGCUGGCAAUGGGCAGGAGGGUGCACCCGGGAAAGACUUUGCACUGCUCACGCAGUGCAACCACACCAUCAUGACCAUUGGGACCUUCGGCUUCUGGGCUGCCUACCUGGCUGGUGGCGAUACUGUCUACCUGGCCAACUUCACCCUGCCAGACUCUGAGUUCCUGAAGAUUUUUAAGCCAGAGGCCGCCUUCCUGCCUGAGUGGGUGGGCAUUAAUGCUGACUUAUCUCCACUCAGGACAGCUUUUGGACCUUGAGAGCUGGGAAACUUUAUAGAAUAGCCUGAUCAUUCCAGAACCAGUGGUACAUGUCUCCAGAGACCUAGCACCUUCAGGAGAAGUUUAUGGUGGUCCUGGAGCAGGUGGGCACCCAUUUCCAGAGCCAUUCUUGUUGGGCAGACUUGGAGAGAAGGGGAAGCUUUCUGGAACUGCUUGAACAUUGUAGAAGCAGCAGAAUACCUUGGUAAUGUGUGAAGAGGCUCUUGGCAGCUCUAGAAGCUGCAGUGGCCACCUGCUCUUUCCAGCCCAUAUCUAAGUACUUCUAGAUGCAGUGCCCAGGAACAAGGAACACUUCCUCUAGUGUUGAUCAUCCAGGUGUUUUCUAGAAGAGAUGUUAGUUCUCCCCUGGGUCCUCAGAAGCCUGAAAGAGCUCAUGGUGGGUCUAGAGCAAGCCCUGCCAGCUCCUCCCUGUGUCUCUGGAGUGCUCCUGGGGAGGAUUUGUUUUAGAGAGGCCAGGUCUAAUGCUUGUGAAGAACCCUGAAGGACCCUUCCAGAGGGAAUGGGGUUCUGGAAUUCCAGAAAACUUAGGUAAAAAAUAUAAUGAAUGUAUAACCAGAAGCUCAACACCCCACGGUUGCCAGAAAGAUUAGGGGAGAAGACAAACUAUUGCAGCCAACAUCCUGCUCUGCUUCCAGGCUCUGGAAAAGCUGGGUGCAUGGUGAGCAGAGUGGAACUCUCUUCAACGCUUCAGCCCAGAAAGUGUCAAAGAUUUUUUUUUGGUGGGGGUUCCAGGGUAGUAGACAGGCAAGGAUGUGGAAGUGGGGAGAGUGAUAGCUGCUGAAGUACUGCAGCUUCUGGAACAGAACUCUCCAGAGAUAAAGAGACACUUUUUUUUUUUGAGACAGAGUGUCACUUUGUUGCCUUGGCUAGAGUGAGUGCCGUGGCGUCAGCCUAGC
Messenger RNA from Lemur catta (Ring-tailed lemur), 2388 nucleotides. RefSeq names its product fucosyltransferase 1 (H blood group) (gene FUT1). Bases 371 to 1471 code for a protein of 366 amino acids. The transcript has 2 exons. The record is from RefSeq and is a predicted model, not a curated record. NCBI's taxonomy places the organism in Eukaryota, Metazoa, Chordata, Mammalia, Primates, Lemuridae. Gene Ontology annotation, cellular component: membrane. Gene Ontology annotation, molecular function: galactoside 2-alpha-L-fucosyltransferase activity. Gene Ontology annotation, biological process: carbohydrate metabolic process.